AAACCUUACAUUAGUACAUUGUAUAUUUUGUUGUUCUCUAAUUCAGUGUCAAAUGUACGCCAUCAGCUAAGAAUGUAACAUUUUUCUUGAAAGCCACAAUUUUUCUCUGUACAAGUGAACAUUUUCAUCUUUAAGAGAAACACAAGGGUAGAUACCAGACCACGACUCGGGUAAGAGACUUCGCGACACACUGCGGUUACUUAAUGGAACCGCCUGAUAGUUAGGCAACAUGCCGCCAUGGGUGCACUGGAGUUGGGCGCUUGCCUAUCCUGUGGUCUGCAGGGGUCCAACUCACUGCCACUGCACGCGGCAUUGGCGAGGCGGAGAGUGCCUCGAGGGGUGUGGCGCUGCCGCAGCGGCGCUACCCCGGCCACCCAGAGUCAGAGGCGGAGCGUAUCUUCUGCCCCCCUCCCUCCCCUGCCCCCUUCAUCAUGUAACUCCAACAUCUGCUGCUGGUCCUUACUGGUCGCCUUCAUACCACUCCUGUGAGGUUUGGUCGUAGGUUGCCUGGGGGUCAGAAGAGAGAGGUGAUAGUGCACCGACUACUAUCAAUAUGGUACUCACUUGAAAUGGAAGUGUGUGAACGUCGCGCACUUCACACCUGUAGCUGUGUAAAUCCCUAUUCGUUAAUACACUUAAGGGAGUAAAGUUGCGAUUUUUUAAAAAAAAUUCACACGUACGGUACUUGUGCCUCCACCUGUGCGAAAAGCGUUCACACACCUACAAGUAAGUGACAUUCACACACUUAUGUUUCCGGUGUGUACUCAUGACCGUCGGUGUGUUUAAAAUGUCCGUUGGACCAUUAAAAUCAAACAAGCGAAGCACAGAAAGCAAGCAAAGUAUUGUUAUUAUACCGCGACGAAACGUUUUUUUUUUUUUAAUUAUGCUGUUCCUCUUUUUAAUCCACCGACCAAGUUAACAAAAGCUCGCUCGAAAUGAUUUGAGACCAAAGACAACACAUCCCGAAUUGUAUCGGCCUGGACACGAUGCGUCGUUCUAUGUUGCCCAGCUUGUCGAAAUAUGUGCAAACAUCGAGGCAAACACAGUGAAAAUACAACAAGUAAACAAACCGGUACCCAACAUUUGACAGCCAGCUGAGCUGCUCGCCGCCUCCUGUCUUGUCGUUAAAAGCUUCCCCUCCCCAAGUCUAUUUUUGUGGCACGCACGCCACGCCGCGUCGCACCACGUCCCGGCACGCCACCGGCCGCGUCAGUCGCGCGCACGCGUGCAGGAGACGCACACCCGCGUGUUGCAGAGACUCCUCGCGCGCCCGGGACUGACUGGCCAAUGCAUCCUGCAGCUCCACGUCAAAAAGGAGGGCUCGUCACCGCUGCUGUCCCUCUGAGGGAGCAGCCGCCCGUCCCGGAGUGGUGGCUGUGGCUAGCGGCACAGUGCUGAGCUGAGCACGAGCACCAGGACGCCAUGGGGCAGCUCAAGCUCCUCACGCUCGUGCUCGGCGUGUGCCUCGCCGCUGCCCCAAGGGUGGCGAGCCUACCGCAGCAGGUCCAUAUCGGAGGACUUUUUGAGUCCACGGAGCACGACGUUGGGAUCGCCUUCGCCCGCGCCGUGGCUGCCAUCAAUGCCGAUGACUCGAUCCUUCCCGAUGUGGAGCUCGUUGCAAAACCCAUCCAGGUCCCACAGUGGGACAGCUUCUACACGACCAAAAUGGUGUGCGAGCUGAUGUCAGGGGGGCUGGCGGGCAUCUUCGGGCCCAGCUCGGCCACCACCACCCCGGAGGUGCAGGCCGUGUGCGACACGAUGGAGGUCCCGCACAUCCAGACGCUCUUCAACCCUUACCUCAACAGAGAGACGUGUUCCAUCAACCUACACCCACACCAUAACACUUUCUCUGAGAUCCUGGUUCGGCUGACGGACGCCUACGAGUGGAAGGACUACACCAUACUCUACGAGGAUGAUGACAGCCUGGUGAGGGUCACCCGGCUGCUGGAGAAGUACGACCCCAGGGGCCCCACCGUCACCGUGCGCCAGCUCCCUCUCGAAGACAUGAAGCCCGUAUUCAGAGAGCUCCUCCACGACAAUGUGAAAAAUAUCAUCAUCGACUGCGGUAUCAACACACUGAAAGACGCGCUGGCCCAGGCGCAGCAGAUUGGCGUCAUGGGCAAGAACUUUAACUACAUCAUUACCAAUUUGGACUUCCAUACUCUAGACCUGGAGCCGUACCGGUACUCCGGCACCAACAUGACAGGCCUGCGCAUCGUGCGCCCGGACAGCCCGCUGGUGAAGAGCGCCGUAGAAGCCUGGGCCUCUGCUGCGGCUAUGGCGGGCGAUACCUCAGACCUCGAGCCCGAAAAUCUUAAGAUGGGCCCAGCUCUCAUGUGGGACGCGGUGCAUCUAUUCGCGCGCGCCCUGGAGCGGCUGGACCAGAGCAGGAUGGUGGAGCUGCCUGCGCUGGAGUGUGACGACAAGAAGGACCAGCCCGGCGAGCGCGGCCUGGCCAGCUGGGACCAUGGCUUCAGCCUCCUCAACUUCAUGAGAACGACUGAGAUCGAGGGGCUCACGGGUACCCUUCGGUUCGACAACCAAGGAUUUCGCACUGACUACUUGCUGGACAUCGUGGAGCUCAGUCCCGCCGGGGAGAGCACCGUUACAAUCGGCAACGUAGAUCUUAACACGUUCAACCUAACGCGCAUCGAGCGCGCGAAGGAGGACCAGCGCCGGGUACUGGAGACGGUGCGCAACAUGACCUUCAGAGUCCAGAUUGCCAUAUCAGAGCCUUACAACAUGCUUCAAGAAACGGCCACAAUACUGACGGGCAACGACCGCUACGAGGGCUUCUGUAUCGACUUGAUUAAGGAGCUAGCGCUGAAUCUGGGCUUCAACUACACCUUCAUCCAUCAGCCAGGCAUGUCGUUCGGGGAGUGCGACAACAUCACUGAGAGAUGCACCGGCAUGCUGGGCCAGGUGCAGAAAGGGGAAGCUGACCUUGCCAUAACGGAUCUGACCAUAACCGCUAACCGCGCGCUUGGGGUAGAUUUCACUGCACCGUUCAUGAACUUGGGCAUCGGGCUGCUGCACACCGUCCCGAAGCAGAUGCAGCCCAGCCUCUUCUCCUUCUUGGAUCCGUUCUCGAGCGAGGUAUGGGUGUAUCUGCUCGCCGCCUAUGUCGUCGUGUCCGUGGAGAUGUACAUCAUGGCCAGGAUCACGCCGGCCGAGUGGACCAACCCGUAUCCAUGCAUCGAAGAGCCCGAAGAGCUCGAGAACCAGUUCAGCAUGCUCAACGCUUUCUGGUUUACUAUUGGAGCUAUUAUGCAGCAAGGUUCCGAAAUUGCACCAAUUGCGCCGUCUACGAGGAUGGUCGCCGGCAUGUGGUGGUUUUUUUCUCUCAUCAUGGUGUCAUCCUACACAGCCAACCUGGCCGCCUUCCUUACUGUGGUGCCUACCCAGGAACUCAUUUCAGACCCUAAACAGUUGCUGAACCAGAACAAGAUCAAAUACGGCGCAAAGUUUCCGGGCUCGACCUGGAACUUUUUUGCGGGGUCGGAGGAUCCGAUCUUCAAACAGCUGUAUGCGAACAUGGAAAAGGUGUCCGACAAUCUUCCUGGAGUAAAACGAGUCAUGGAUUCGGGUGGCGCGUUCGCCUUUUUUAUGGAGUCCUCCUCCAUCGAGUACCAGGCGCAGCGCGAGUGCGAAGUCCGCCAGGUGGGACAGAACAUCGACGAGAAGGGCUACGGUAUCGCCAUGCGCAAGAACGCGCCGUACAGGUCCGCACUGUCCGCGGGAGUGGUGAAGCUGCAGGAGAGCGGCAAACUGUCGGAGCUGCGGACGCGCUGGUGGGAACAGCGGCGCGGCGGCGGCAAGUGCUCCGGGGCCGCGAACAAGGACAGCGGCCAGCCCGAGCUCGGUAUGGAGAACAUGGGUGGGGUGUUCCUGGUCCUGGGCGUGGGGGUGUCCCUCGCCAUGCUGCUGGCCUUCGCUGAGCUGGUCUGGGACCUGACCGCCAAGCGCCACAGUGGUGAGGUAGCAUCCUUCCGCGCAGAGCUCCUGGAGGAACUGAAGUUUAUUUUCCAAUGGAGCGGCUCCACAAAGCCGGUAAAGAAGUCCGUCAAGUCUGAGGACAAGAAGGUAGAAGACGAGCAAAUAAAGAAGGACUUUCAGCCACUUCCCUACACCGACAGCGAGGCGGGCCCCAUUCAGAACCACAAGGAGCCGCUUUUUUAGGGGCGCUAUUAUGAAAACAAGGGAAAGUGAACAUUGCCAUUGCCAGUACACUGCUUUUAGUCUGAAGAGACAGCCUACUAUUGUGACGGGUAUUAUUAUUAUUAUUAAUAUUGGUGUCUUUAUUCUUUUCUACGAUUUUGUUUUUUGUGCUAAUUUAAGCCAUAUAAAUAAAUUGUAUAAGUUCCGA
Molecule: messenger RNA, 4366 nt
Organism: Frankliniella occidentalis (western flower thrips)
Lineage: Eukaryota; Metazoa; Arthropoda; Insecta; Thysanoptera; Thripidae
Product: glutamate receptor ionotropic, kainate 2-like
Exons: 14
Coding region: 1423-4179 (918 amino acids)
Biological process (GO): monoatomic ion transport; modulation of chemical synaptic transmission; synaptic transmission, glutamatergic
Cellular component (GO): plasma membrane; postsynaptic membrane
Molecular function (GO): glutamate-gated receptor activity; transmitter-gated monoatomic ion channel activity involved in regulation of postsynaptic membrane potential
Source: RefSeq, a predicted model, not a curated record